AUGACUUUUAGUGACUUAAUUAUCUUCGACCAACUUACAAGUGGUUUAUUGGCAAAUUGGUAUAUUCUUAUGAUACUCGUCCUGAACGCAGUCGAACUCCCAAAGCUCUCUGCAGUUAUGUUUGCCCCUUCCAACGUCCAGAACCUAGGGCUGGUAAACCCUGGCAAUCUCUCGGGACACAUGAACCCCAUCAAUAUCGCUGGACCCACCGCGACCGAUAACACGAAUCAUAAUAGCAACAACAGUGACCACUUGAAAAGUGCCUCUGGGAAUUUGAAUGCUACACCAGCUAACCAAGUCACGCUACAUGCACUCGAUGAUCCGAAUGUGUACCACUGGAUCUGCCAGCUCACAUACGGCCCCAACAAAGAGCAGGCACUUUUGGAACUGGGCAGAAAGCGUGAACAAUAUGAGGAUUUGGCCAUUGUUCUCUGGUCUUCAUUUGGUGUGGUUGCCGCUCUACUGAGCGAGAUUACCUCUGUAUACCCCAUGCUAUCUCCACCAGUCCUGUCCAACCAGCUAAGCAACCGCGUAUGCAACGCUUUGGUACUUUUGCAAUGCGUCGCUUCCCACCCGGAGACGAAAACCCUCUUCUUGCAAGCGCAUAUCCCACUUUUGCUCUUUCCUUUCCUCAACACCACCUCAAGACAACGAACUUUCGAAUAUCUGCGGUUGACGUCUUUAGGUGUGAUCGGCGCUCUUGUGAAAAACGACUCCGCCGAGGUAAUAGCCUUUUUGUUGCGCACAGACAUUAUACCACUCUGUCUGCGCAUCAUGGAGUCUUCCUCGGAACUAUCCAAAACGGUGGCAAUUUUUAUUCUCCAGAAAAUCUUACUUGACGACGCGGGACUGCAGUACAUAUGUGCCACACCAGAACGCUUUCACGCUGUGUCACAGGUUCUCACCUACAUGGUUGACCAAUUGACCCUGCAGCAGACCCCUGGCCGUCUGUUGAAACAUGUUGUGAGGUGCUACCUACGACUCAGUGAUAAUUUGGAGGCAAGAAGAUUACUUAAACAGGUACUACCGCGCCAGCUGAAAGACAACACAUUCGGAGAAGUUUUGAGAGAUGACUUAGGCACCAAGCGUUGCUUGGCUCAACUGCUGCUGACCUUGAAUGAAGAUUAG
This is a messenger RNA of Lachancea dasiensis, 1128 nucleotides long. NCBI's taxonomy places the organism in Eukaryota, Fungi, Ascomycota, Saccharomycetes, Saccharomycetales, Saccharomycetaceae. The record is from the annotation of a GenBank genome assembly.